CGGAGCUAGGUAGCACCCGGUGAAGAGACGAUUCGGAAACGGAGGACAUUUGUGGCGUUUUUAGCGCUGUCAUAAGCAGCGGGGAUGAAUAUUCUUCCCAAGAAGUCGUGGCACGUCCGGAACAAGGACAACGUAGCUCGCGUGCGACGGGACGAAGCGGAGGCUGAAGCUCAGCGGCAAAAGAGGGAGGCCCGAGUCCUGCUAGCUGAACAGGAGGCCCGGACUGAAUUCUUACGGAAGAAAGCACGCCUGUCAGCUCCAGGAGGUGUUGAGAGCAGCUCAGACCUUGUUUCUUUGGGUUCAGAAAAGCCCUCAGAACAUCUUAACCUCUUUCAAGGGUUGCAAGAGAACGGCAACAAAGAAUACGAGGAGGAGAAGAAGCAGGAGAAGGAGCGAAAGGAAAAAGCUCUGGGUAUCCUCACUUACCUGGGCCAGAGUGCAGUCGAGUCUCAGACAAGUUGCCCCUGGUACCAAGAGCUGCCGGAUCGUGGCAAAACCGUUGCCAAGGAUGAGAAACUUAAGGGGAACCUGGACCCCCUGGCUGAGAUGGGAAAAUAUUUGCAUAAGAAGAAAUGCUCUCAUAAAAAGGAAGACAAGAAAGAAAAAGGAAAAUGGAGGCAAAAAGAAAGCAAAGGAAACCUGGCAGCCAGGCCUCCAUCUCCUUCGACAUCAUGGUCUCUGGAACAGCUGCGCCAGGAAAGGUUGCACCGUGAACAGGCAGAACGAGCUCGCACAGAAUCUCUUCUUGCCCAGAGAUCUGGAAAGGGUCCGCUCAGGGAGGAAGAGGAGGAAAUGGAUGAAAGGAAACGUGGCUACAACUCACAGUUCAACCCCCAGCUGGCAAGAAAGAGAGCCGUGAAAGACAGUAGAAUCGAGUGGGUGUAGCGAAAGCGUGAAAUCUGGUAAUCAGACCCAGUUUCUCCAGCGGUUACCAAGCAAAAUAUUCUUGUUCAGUGCAAAAUGCCUUAUGGAAUUCCUGGCCAUAAACCUGCAGUAUCAGGCUGGAAAACUUGUCACGUGGCUUCUAGCACGUCUACUCAGUUAUAACCAUCAUUCCUUGGAACACAUCUUUGAGCAGGGAAAUCAGCCAAGCAAUCAGUAAAUCUAUUUUUGCUGUUUGCCUUAGAUUGCCAACAGGAGAGAGAAAAAUCGCACAAAGUUGGGUUGGUAAAAGGUACAAGUUCCUGCCUGUUAACCUGCUUCAGUAACUUACCUGCCUUAUUCUUUAUAGCCUUCCUGAAGGAAAAUAAAACUUGCAGUAUCUAUAGGGCACC
This is a messenger RNA of Candoia aspera, 1274 nucleotides long. RefSeq names its product leukocyte receptor cluster member 1 (gene LENG1). Bases 85 to 885 code for a protein of 266 amino acids. The record is from RefSeq and is a predicted model, not a curated record. Lineage: Eukaryota; Metazoa; Chordata; Lepidosauria; Squamata; Candoiidae. The transcript is spliced from 4 exons.